CUCCGUUUCGCCCCCAACUUCGGCUCGGUCUUUUACUGGAGGCUGCGAAUCGGAGUUUACUGGUUGUGCUACUACCACCACUAUCGUACCGGGACCAUCGCGAAAGAAGUCCAUUACUACUAUCACAUUGAGCGCUUCAACUGUCGACUAACGCGUGUAAAUUUCCCUCUGGGUCACCCAGUAUGGGGUUCGCGUCCAAAAAGCGCAAAUCCAAUGCCAUCGAGCACGACGAUAGUGACGUCGACGCCGAAGUAUCAACAAAGCGCGGUAAAGGAGCCUCUGGCACUGCCACUACCUUCGAACCGGCCGCGAAACCACAGACCGACGCUGAAGGAAACUCAUACUGGGAGAUCUCCAAGAACAGACGUGUGACGAUAUCCGAUUUCAAGGGCAAGAAGCUGGUCAACAUUCGUGAAUACUACCAGAAGGACAAUGAAUGGCUACCAGGGAAGAAGGGCAUCUCUAUGAGUCUCGAACAGUAUUCUGCCCUUAUCGGCAUCAUGCCUCAGAUAGAGGAACUGCUCAAGCAGCAGGGCGAAUCGGUGCCGAGGCCAGACUACAGUGGCACUGGCAGCACACCAUCUACCUCAGCAGCCAACAACGGCGCAGAUGAGGACCAGGAAGAAACGGCUAGGACGUCGCAAAAGGCGAAUAUCGAGGCAACUAGUGACGAAGAUGAAUGAUUCAAAUGCAUACUGUUCAGAUACCCAACUUGUCACAAAAGUAACAUGUGGAUUACAGUGGUCGUGGGUCGGCCGGCCCAUCAUCCGGGAUAACGUACAGCGAUGGUUGAUUGGGGAUUGCACAUCGUAACGGAUACGGUCGAUCCUGGAUAAGACUAGCAAGUUCGCAGAACUGGCUUCAUGAGACGCGCUGGCCGCUUCAAGUUCCACAACAAACAGACUUACGAACUGCUCUCCCACUCCGCUAGUCUGCUGGCCAGGCUGCCUUUCUUCCAAUGCUUUUCAUGGUCUUCCUUGGGCUGCAACUUGGAUUCUUCACCAACUUUGCCGUAGCCGCCACCGCCAGGUGUCAUCUAGAUCUCAUGUCAGCAUCCAACUCAUGGCUCAAAAAGGGGCGCUAGAACUUACCACAAUGAUCCUCUCACCUGGCUGCAUGCUGGCAGUGUUCUUUGCCCCCAUAUUGAUAUAUCUGUAUUCAUACUCGCCAUUAUCGCCUUCCUCGCGACGUUGUCCUUCAUGUUCGCCGCCAGUGCCCAAAGCCUGCACUUUCUUGACCUUUCUCACCCAGAUAUUCUUACCACGUGCACCGUCACCGCCACCGUGUAGACCGUAUGGGUGAUAUACUCUUCUCUCGCUGAGGAUACUGACCUGCACAGGAAUCCGGAACUCAAUGUCGCGAACGACACCGUCUCCACCUCGAUGCUGUCCGACACCACCAGUGCCGGGUCUGAGGCUGAACUCUCUCAGGAUAACUGGAUACCGUCGCUCAAACACCUCGGCAUCGGUGAUUCUCGUGUUUGUCAUGUGCACAUGAACGCCACUGGUGCCC
Molecule: messenger RNA, 1512 nt
Organism: Exophiala dermatitidis NIH/UT8656
Lineage: Eukaryota; Fungi; Ascomycota; Eurotiomycetes; Chaetothyriales; Herpotrichiellaceae
Exons: 3
Coding region: 183-683 (166 amino acids)
Biological process (GO): positive regulation of transcription initiation by RNA polymerase II
Molecular function (GO): transcription coactivator activity; DNA binding
Source: RefSeq, a predicted model, not a curated record